This is a messenger RNA of Nelumbo nucifera (sacred lotus), 1706 nucleotides long. Its product is annotated as clathrin light chain 1-like. Gene Ontology annotation, cellular component: clathrin coat of coated pit; clathrin coat of trans-Golgi network vesicle; plasma membrane. Gene Ontology annotation, biological process: intracellular protein transport; clathrin-dependent endocytosis. The record is from RefSeq and is a predicted model, not a curated record. NCBI's taxonomy places the organism in Eukaryota, Viridiplantae, Streptophyta, Magnoliopsida, Proteales, Nelumbonaceae. Gene Ontology annotation, molecular function: clathrin heavy chain binding; structural molecule activity.
AUUUAUUCAACACGUUUGAAUGUUCUCUCUCUCUCUCUCACACACAGAGAGUCGACUAUUUCUUUAUUUCUGAUUGUGAGUGCAACCACCUCUACAUUCCUUCGUUCUCAGAGAAAAAUCAAGCGAAAGACGGACAAUUGAUAUUCGAGACCAGAGAGACGAGACUCAUACACACAGAGAACAGAGACAAGAGGUGCACAAAUGGAGUCGUUUGACACAUUCAGCAACGAUGGAGAAGAGGUGAGGAGCUCCACUCGCCCCUUCGACGACGAUGGCUACAUCGGCUACGAUCCUCGCCUCCCCUCCCAACGCUACGAGUCCUACAUGAACUUCGCUGCCGACGAAGAACACAAGGUAGAUCCCAUCGAUGUGGCCGACGGCAUCCCUCCACCUGCACCCUCUGAAUACCACCACGGUGCUUUCCCCACCGAUGACGAUGUCACCGGCCAGCACCUCUCCCACAACUUAGAUGGCUCCCCGCCUUCUCCUGAAAUCUUUGGCUUUAGCUCCUCCGUCGCCAAUGAUCCCACUCCCGGUUACUCUCCGUCCCCUUUCUCCUCGAUCCCCGUAUCCAACGGCAAUGGGAAAGCAUAUGAUCUCGCUGCGGACACGGAAGGCAUUUUUACCUCUGACGGACCUGUGCUUCCUCCUCCCAGUGAAAUGCAGCCCGAGGAAGGUUUUGCUUUUCGCGAAUGGCGACGCCAAAAUGCUAUUCAUCUUGAGGAGAAGGAGAAGAGGGAGAAAGAGAUGCGUAACCAGAUUAUUGAAGAAGCUGAAGAAUAUAAACGAUCUUUCUAUGAGAAAAGAAGAGUUAACUGUGAGACUAACAAGGCUCAUAACAGAGAAAGAGAAAAGUUACACUUGGCUAACCAAGAGAAAUUCCACAAGAAUGCGGACCAACAAUACUGGAAAGCAAUAGCAGAGCUCAUCCCCCAUGAAGUGCCUAAUAUAGAGAAGAAAAGAGGAAGAAAGGAUCCAGAAAAGAAGCCAUCCAUUGUGGUUAUCCAGGGUCCAAAGCCUGGGAAGCCCACUGAUCUUUCCAGGAUGCGGCAGUUACUCCUGAAGCUGAAGCAGACACCUCCAUCUCACAUGAUCCCACCACCCCCUCCACCUGCUAAGGAUGGCAAAGAUGGAAAGGACGCCAAGGAUGGGAAGGGUGCCAAGAAUGGGAACGAUGUCAAGGAUGCUGCACCAGCAUCUGCUGCCAAAGAAGCGGUUGCAAAUGGUGUCCCAGAACCCAAGAAAGAUGCUCCUGCUGCAGUCAAGGGCCAGACAGUUAAAGAGCCUGACUCAUCUACCGCAUGAUGAUGAUGAUGGCACAUGACAAGUUCAUUUCCUUUUUUCCUAUAUCUUCUUUUAUCCCUUCUGUUCCAUGAAUUGGAUCUUAUGUUGCUUACUAUCUGACCAUGCCAUUCGCUACUGAGAAUAAACACAGCUGCGUCUAGGUCACACACUCUGGCUGUGGACUGUAGUGAGCCUUUCUUCUCUUUUUGCUUCAGGGUCGGUGGGCUUGCAAUGUCACUGUUCGUUACAAUUUUUUUUUUUGGAAAUUUAUUUUUGUAGGUAGAAUUCAUUUCUUGAGUAUUAUUACUUCAGUGACUCAAGCUUGUUUCUGGGUGUGGCCUUUCUAUGUUACCAGAGAGAAUACAAGAAUAAGCAAUAUGAGCUCCUCAUUUCUUUAAUUACAAGCUGGUUUAGUUCUGUCA